This is a messenger RNA of Hylaeus volcanicus, 3714 nucleotides long. RefSeq lists its product as uncharacterized. The transcript has 4 exons. Gene Ontology annotation, molecular function: mRNA binding; metal ion binding. The record is from RefSeq and is a predicted model, not a curated record. Bases 227 to 3046 code for a protein of 939 amino acids. NCBI's taxonomy places the organism in Eukaryota, Metazoa, Arthropoda, Insecta, Hymenoptera, Colletidae.
AAACCAUGACUCUUUUUUCAAAGUAAACGGAAAUAGCGUAUUUUUUUUGUAUUUCUUUUUUUAAAUAUCCUAAAUUUUUAAAUCUGAGGCAUGUUUUGUUAAUGUUUUCUCAUUUUUGUUUUUUUUUUUAAUAUUUAUUUCUAUUCACAUUAAAACACUUUUUAAAAAAAAAACGUAGGUGUAUUUUGUCUCCUGUAUUUUUUAAUAAUUUUCAUAUUUUGGGAUUAUGGAAGCUUGGUCAUCGCAAAAUAUAGAAAAAUAUCAAGGUUUAAGUAUUCCUCAAAAGUCUCCAACUAAUAGUUUGAAUACCGCCGCCACGCGAUUAAAUGAUGUUUUUAUUAAUCUUCAAAAAAUUUAUAUGACAAAGAAUAAAGAAUUGAAUGUCCUGUCGAAUGACUUUUAUGAGUAUCAGCAAAACAAUCCAACUAUACAAGAAAAAAACGAGUAUAAUUCAGACACAGCGCAUUCUUAUAAUGAUAACGCCAUGGUGUCGGUUAGAAACAAUGCUUUAGAUACAGACGGGGUUGACUAUGGUACUCAUCCAACGGACAAUCUUCGUAAAUUAAAACCCAUGCGACUUCAGUUUUUAAAAACGAAACUUUGCCCGUGGAUUAUUUCUUCGGGGUUUUGCCGUAAAGCGUCUUCGUGCCGUUUCGCUCAUAAUAUUGAUGAAGUUCGACCAUUACCUGAUCUUCGAAAAACAAAACUAUGUCCAGAGGCACUUCAAGAAGGAGGAUGUCGUCAAAAAGGCUCAUGUAAAUAUGCUCAUAGCUAUGAUGAGUUAAGAGCAACUGAGUCAUUUAACAAAAUUAAGCUGUGUCGCUUAUGGUUAACCAGUCGAUGUCCUAAAUCUGCAACGGUGUGUCGCUUCGCUCAUGGGGAAGAAGAUUUAAGAAAAUUGUCCUGUGAUACAGCAUCAUUGAAAAAAAUGUUUUAUACAAAAAAUACGACCGCUCCCAGUCAAACCCAGUCAGAAAAAGGCGAGGUCAUAGAUCCCUCAAGUUUUUGGUCGGUUUUACCAUCUGAAGUUCCAGUAACAACGACGACAGCAACAAGCAUUCCUGGUGAUCAUACUAACAAUACAUGUUUUACAACGCAUCUAUCUCUUUCCGAUGCUGUUCCUGAUCAAAUACAAACAAGCAAACUGUUUUCUUCAUGUUACCUAUCUCCACGAACAAGUCUUACAGCGUCGGGGAAAACGCAGGGUGUAUCUCGCUAUAGUUCCAAUACAGACUGCCGCGAAACCCUUUCAGAUGCUAGUCAUGAAAAAGAUUCAUAUGGUGUACGUUGUCAGCUUUCUACAAAUAAUAAACCCAUUAUUUAUACGGAAGAGCAGAGGUCAUCAAAUUCCACUGACAAUGGUCCAAAUCAUGUUAAUGCUACUUGUUCUAACAUUGCUAAGACAAAUACUAAGGCGUCUAAGUGGUAUGAUGUCAAUGACUAUUCGUUUUCCUUUGGUCAAAAAAACGGUGUAGUUACAACUCAAGACCAACCAUACACCUUUUUAUCCAACUCUACUAUGGAAGAGUCUAGUAAUGCAGCUCAAUUUUAUACAGAAUCCCUUCAAGAAAAAGAUACAGCAUCAACUGUUUGCUCAAUUGGAAAUUCUUACGUGAAAAAAAAAAUCAAGCCGUCUGUAUCAAAACUCGAAAAGAUUUUAUCACCACGAACGGAUGGUCCAUGGACUUCUAUGGAUAACAAAGCACUUGAAUCUCUUCAAAAUUAUGCGGCGCAUUCAUGUAAAAACUUUCAAGAACAAGUUGAGGCCAAAAAUGUACCCGCAUCCGAUUGGCUGUUACCUCAUCCGACAUCUGGUUGCAAUACAACCAAUUCAACGAAUAUAUCUUCACCAGACCAAACAAAUUUUUUUCAAAGUGCUCAUUUCAGUAAAAAACUCCAGGCAUUCCAGAAUGCAAAUUUGUCUUCUCAUUCAACGUUUUAUGAUAAACUUUAUGUGAAGAAUACUUGUUUAAAUGAAAGCAAUGCUUUAAAGAAUACAGCGUUACAUUUAAAUGAUUCAAAAGCUAAUGAAUGGAACAACAGGUCGACUGCAAGUCCCAUGAAAUAUCAUUGUGAUUUUCAAAAAAAAAAAACAGAUCAAAAAUGUGGCAUUGAUCCGUCUUAUCAGUCAUUAUUUAAUGAAUUUAAAUAUGAUAAAAUAAAAAACACACUUAAUUCUUUACAUAGUAGUGGUAGUAGUAAUAAUAAUGUUAGUGAUGUGAAUCCAAUAUCAAAAGCACGUCUUCACCCAAAAAAUUUAACAAAUGAUUCUGCCAAACCCGUUUCAGAGUCGACCGUGUUAGUUUCCGAAUCUCAACAUUCUCAAAAUACAGGUUUGAUCAGCACACAAUUGAAAAACCCACCCUUAUAUUCGUCGUUACUACCAUGCAGUACAAGAACAAGAAAUGCAGAAAUACAAAAAAAUUGUUUAGAAACAUAUAUAGAAAAUGGGACGAAUCAUUUUAAUAAGUAUAUAAAUUUAAAUUCAAAUUUAUAUAACGAUAAUAAUAAUAAUACAGCUACGAAUGCAUUAUGUGAAAAUGAACGUCAAUCGAAUCUUUCGAAACAUGGGUUUUAUGAAAUGACUUCUUUACCGCCGCAACAAGAAAAUCCUUCUUGUACUUCUCCGAAUGUUUCACGACUUCCAGGCUCUCCGCUCACAGUACCAUUUGUUUAUUCUUUAGAUUACCCUGAAAAUAGAAUCAAAAAAAGUCCAGUAACCUUGGACACAGGAUUCUGCAAAUCUCCAUCUUCAUUACUUUUUCCAUCAUUUCCUUUUUCCCCAACGUCAAAUUAUACUACCACUAAUUUCAAUUUACAACAUCUAGAAAAUGCGUACAAUAAUCAUGAACCAUGUAAAAACGUCUAUAAAUCGUUUAACAGUCCUUUAACACAAGCAUCAUCACGGUUGCAUUUAAAUUUCUACGAUUCUCCGUUAAGAAAUGCAAGUACUACACUUGCUUCUAAUUUCUAUAAAGUCGCCCCAAACAACAAUUUUAUUACAAAGCAGGUUCAGAAUACAGUAUCCCGUCAAUUCAAACCAUAAAAAGUUUUUUUUUCUUGUGCUACAUAUCGUUUUUGACUAAAGUCUUUCAAUUCACAGGCUCAUACAAUUGAAUUUAAAAAACGACAUGAACUCAACUAUGACUGUAGGUUUUUAUCAACGUUUAACAUGUUUUCUACAAAAAAAAAAAAACAUUUGCCUUACCUAAAAUCGAUUCCUUUAGAUUAUUCAUUAUGAAAGCUUUUAUAAUCUUUCCGUUUGACUUUUAAGCGAAUCAAUUAAUCAAUUCUAUAGAAUAGCGACUUCCGAUUCAAUAAAAAAAAAAUUUAUGAGAUUUUUUAAAUAAAUUGAAAGAACAUCGUUGUUAUUUGGAAUAUAUUACCGAAAAAUCAUUCAAUUAUUAUCCCUUUUUUUUGAAAAAAAAAUUUUGUCUUCUUUAAUCCCCUUUCGUUGUUUAUGACGAGUGACCAUGUUCCCUUUUCUAUGUUCCGUCAUCUUCCGUGUUGCUACUACGUCGUCUUUUUUUAAAAUCGUUCUUUGUUGUGAUAUAACUUUAUAUAUUUUUUUAGUUUUAGUUGCUAACAAAUUCAUACUUCCUAGUAGUAUUGUUUCUUCUCUUUUUUUGAGAGGUGAAGAAACACAAAGACCUUUAUAAUGUGUCUUCUUUUUUAAUAGCUUUCUUAUAAAUUUCCUCCAAGGCUCGAACACUU